UUGUGCGUCGCUCCGUUACGCAGUGGGCCCCUCCCCUCCUCAGCCGAUGGAGGAUUUAUUUAUUUCCCGUGUCGUCCUCCAUUAUCACCGUGACCACCCGAGGAACCGCAGCGGGACUCCGUGGCGACAGGCCAAACACAGGGCCCUGGCCGCCGUACGGAGAAUGAAAGCUCCGGAACCACCGCCGCUGAAGCCCGGAGGUGGCCACAUGACUGCGGCAUAAACAGGCGAGAGACGGACGCAUGGGCGGGUGAUGGUGGCUGCUUGAUGCAGAGCGGCCGCGGCAGUCAGCAUGUCUGGACCGGUCGGACCUGCGCCGCCCGCCGGGGCCGGGCCAGACCUGAGCCACCUGACGGAGGAGGAGAAGAACAUCAUCCUGUCGGUGAUUGACAGACAGAGGAAGGAGGAAGAGAAGGAGCAGAGCAUGCUCAGACAUCAACAGGAAGUGACGCCCCUGUCAGCCUUGUGGCAUCCGUUUUCUGGGUUGAGUCAGUUGGUUAAUAACGUUGCUGCCAAUGUGUCUGAAGUUCUGCAGGUUAAAGGUCCGACUGAUGACGAGUUACAGCCGAGGUUGCAUCAACAGUUUGAGACCUACAAGGACCAGGUGAAAAAGCUUGGGGAGGAGCCUCAGGUGGCUCACAUGAUAAGGGCAGAGUCGGCAACAUGUGGAAUCUGUCACAAGACCAAGUUUGCAGACGGCUGCGGGCGAGCCUGCUGCUACUGUCAGAGCCGCUUCUGUGCACGCUGUGGGGGGCGGGUCCCUCUUAGAGCCAAUAAGGUGAUGUGGGUUUGUAAUGUCUGCAGAAAGAAGCAAGAUAUUCUCACUCACUCAGGAGACUUAAACAUCCUACAUGGCUCUCUGCACCCAUCAGCACAAGGGAGGCCUCUGAGCAACGGAGCUACUGAACGGAGGCGGAGCCCAUUAGGCUCCCGUUAUGAUGGUGCGAGUGGCAGAAUGCCGCGCUCACCCUCUGACAUUGCACAUGACCAUCACGUUCACUUGCCUCGGGGCUACUAUGACAACUGGGAGGAGGAACCACAAGGCCAGAUCAGAGAUGGACGAGGCAGAUGGCUGUCACAGGACUGUCCUGUGGACUGGGUUCAGAAUAAGUGGGAACUGCGCCAGCGUCAGGAGCAAGAGUUUCAGGCUCGUUAUCGUAGUGACCCAAACCUGGCCCGUUACCCGGUGAAGCCACUGCCAAGUGAGGAGACCAUGAGGAUGAUGGCUCAGGUUGGAAGGGUUCGCCAUCAGCGCCGCCACAGCGAUGUCUCCCUAGGAACCACUAACCACGACCACCUGACCCUGAGACAUGCAGCUAUGCCUUGGGGAUUGGUUCGGUCUGGAGGUCAGAGGUCAUUCUCAGUGGAUAAAGCAACCAAUCCUGUCAGCCCCACAUCUCCCAACUGUAGUCCUUUACUGCAGCAGCACUUAGACCUGAGCUCAGCCAUCAAGAGGAAGCUGGUCAACGACGGCCCAGUAGAGAGGGGGCAGAGGAUGGACCUGAUGAAUGUAAUCGGCAGCUUCAGCAGCUCUGAGGAGGAGCUAGUGACCACACCUGAUUACAGCUGCGGCGAGCCAGACAGAGAUAUGGACGGUCUGUGGUGGGAUCACGGUUCCUGGCAUGGAGAAUCUGCACCCAUGUCUAUGCAACCGGUCACAUGGCAACCGUCCAAAAAUGGAGAGUGUCUAAUUGGUCGAAUUCUGCUGAACAAGAGGAUGAAGGAUGGUACCAUUCCUGCAGAUACUGGGGCCCUGCUUGGACUCAAGGUUGUGGGGGGGAAGAUGACUGAGUCUGGACGUCUCUGUGCCUUUAUCACCAAGGUGAAGAGAGGAAGUCUGGCUGACACUGUGGGACACCUGAGGCCAGGUGACCAGGUUCUGGAGUGGAACGGUCGGGUUCUUCAGGGAGCCACAUUUAAUGAAGUUUAUAACAUCAUCCUGGAGUCCAAACCAGAACCACAAGUGGAGCUAGUGGUCUCACGCCCCAUCAGAGAUGUUUCCAGAGGAGCAGAUGGUUCCCACAUCCAGUUGGACUCCAGUUCAUGUUCCUUUGACUCUCAGAAAGUGGGUCCAUCCAUCUCCGUGACAUCUCCAAUGAGUCCCAGCAUCACAUCUGGACAGGUGUCGAUUGUGAGCAGGCCUCCUCUGGUUCCCAGGAUUCAGGUGAAGCUCUGGUACGACAAAGUUGGUCACCAGCUGAUUGUCACAGUUCUUGGUGCCAAAGAACUUCCCGUUAGAGAGGAUGGCCGGCCAAGGAAUCCUUAUAUCAAGAUAUACUUCCUGCCAGACAGAAGUGAUAAGAGCAAGCGAAGGACAAAGACAGUGAAGAAGUCUUUGGAACCUCGGUGGAACCAGACAUUCAUGUACUCUCCAGUGCAUCGACGGGAGUUCAGAGAGCGUAUGUUGGAGCUUACAGUCUGGGAUCAGGCUCGCGUUCGAGAGGAGGAGAGCCAGUUCCUAGGAGAGGUUCUGAUUGAGCUGGAAUCAGCUUUGUUAGACGAUCAGCCACAUUGGUACAAACUGCAGCUUCAUGACGUGUCCUCUGUGCCACUGCCCAACGCCUCCCCCUACCUGCAGAGGAGAGGACUGCAGCCAGAGCCAUGCCAGGCCAGCAGGAGGCUGCAGAGCAAAGUCCCUUACAUUAAUUCAGGGUCGCAGAAAAUGAGUGACAGUGAGUUUUCAGAUUACGACUGUGAAGAUGGCAUCGGAGUAAUAUCAGACUAUCGACAGAACGGGCAGGACUUCCAUAGCUCCUCCCUCUCGGUACCAGAGCAGGUUAUGUUGUCCAAUCACUGCUCUCGAUCGGACAUGGCCAGGAUGCGAUCAAGAUCACCAAGUCAGCCGCCUCCACACAGCGGUCUCCCCCCAUACCCGUUGUAUCGGGAGGACGCCGUUCGGUUGCUGCGAAGCUCCAAGCUGAGCAGAGCGUACUCCGACAUCACCCAUUCGAACAGCUUGGACAGGAGAUCACUGAGAAGAAUGGCUGUUACCAACUCUCUUGAUUCUCACAACAGAUAUUUUAAUGGUCCCUGGACAAACCACAUAAUGAAUGGGAGCUGUGAGAACUACAGUCAAGACUUCAUCCCAGACUUCUCUUAUGAACCAGACAUCUACGACGAGGAGUUUCUGAGGUACAGCAGGGGAAUGGAUCGGCGGGAUUACUAUGGUCGCUCUCGCUCGGCCGACCAGAGAGCAAUGACUGAUCAACCUCUCUACGUACGCUCAUGUUCCACUGAUCGAGCCGACUCCAGCCUCCUGAGGUCCAGACGCUCGGCUCCUCCCUCACCUGCCCUGACCAGAACAAACCUUCGGGGUGGAUCAACUCAAUCAAGUCCAAAUGGAACACCGGCCUUCGCCCGCCGGGGACGCCAGCUACCCAUCAUCCCACCCAGAGGCCACUCGGAAAAAGAUGAAGGAGAACCACCUGAAACUGUGCAGACAGGAGCAUCACCUGCAACCUCAGCUCCUCCUGGGUCUCACAAACAUGCUCCUCACUCCACCAGUCAUCACCCACCUCGUCAAAUACAUAUACAGGCUCCGCCUCCUACAGGACCCACCAAACCUGGCCCACCACCUGCCCCCGCCCCUCUACCUGCACCCGCCUCUAGCUCUCUACCUGCUCCAGCACCCGCCCCCACCUCUCUACCUGCACCUACACCUGCCCCUGCCUCUUUAUCUACACCUGCCCCCGUCUCUCUAUCUGCACUUAAACCUGCACCCGCCCCUGUCACUCUAUCUGCACUUAAACCCGCCCCCGCCUCUCUAUCUGCACCUGCCCCCACCCCUGCCCCUCUCUCUCUUUCUGCAACCGCCCCCACCUCUGUAACUGCGCCUACAACUGCCCCCACCUUCCUACCUGCACCUACACCUGCCCCUCUACCUUCACCUGCACCUACUGCCAACUCCAUAUCUGCAUCUUCCACUACCCCCACCUUUGUAGAUACGCCUUCGAUUGCACCACCAAAUUCCCCUGUGACUGGGCCUUUGGCAGGUCCAUCCACAGCCCAUUUUCAAACCCCAUCACCAGUUCCUGCGCAUGCACCAAUUUCCCAGACAUUGCCCCUUUCUACCACAGCAGCCCCAUCCAUUGUUUCCAUUCCCCAGUCAUGGCUGUCCUCUGAAUCCAGCCUGCCCUCUGCACUUUCUCCCACAACUGCCCCCACCACCUCCCCGGUCUACUCACCAGUCCCACCUCCACAGACUCCAGAACCAGACAGACGCUCAGCAACACCUGGAGGUACCAGAAAAGAAGUCACAUGGGAGGACCAACAGAAGAAAACAGCCAAUGGAGAGGGAUUAGCAUUGAGCAGAGAAGGCAUGAUGAAGGAUCCAUCAAAGAUGAGAGAAAACCUGUCUUUUAAAUCAUCAGACAGUGAUGUCAGCGACAUGUCGGCCAUGUCCAAUGCGUCCAACCCACGGCCAGUCUCCAGGAUCAGUCAAGCAGAGACUCUGGAAGGCCAGUCACAGCAGUUGGGGGCGGGGACAGAGGAAACACAGGAAGUAGUGUCACAGGGUGGGACUAUGUUGCAGAAGGGCGAAUCAGUGGAGGAGGGUGAGGAAGAGGAGGAGCCUGAGUCUUCAAAGGCUCCUUUAGCAUCUGGAGCUCCCCUCACAAAGUCAUCAAGUGUUGGGGGUGAGAUUUGUUCACUGGGCAGAAACGAUGAUGAUGACGAUGACAAGAAGCGACGGUCCAGUUUUGGAGCAAAGAUGAUGGGAAUCGUCGGACUAGGAAAGAAAAGUCAGAGCGCCUCCCAGCUCAACCCUGAAGAAGAAGAAAAGAAGAAGAAGGUGGUGAGACUUCCUGUCCAGAGGAGCGUGGAAACAGGCUUGGCUAUCGAGUUUAAAGCUCGUUUCACCCGACAGCCAAGUCGAGACCCAGAUGCAGAGGACCCCAAACCCGGAGCUUUAAUAUUUCCUGGAGUGAAGUUGGCAUCAGACAAACAGUUCACUGGUUUCCUGGAAGGAUUAGGCCCUGCCCAGCUGGCUGGACGGCAGACAUUGGCGACGCCCCCAAUGGGUGACAUUCAGAUCGGAAUGGUCUACAGGAAGGAACGUCUGGAUGUGGAAGUUAUCCGAGCCCGGGGACUUGUGGGUAAACAAGGCAACAAAAACACUCCAGCGCCCUACGUGAAGGUUUACCUGAUGGAUAAUGGCAAGUGCGUGUUGAAGAGAAGAACUCGUCUGGCCAGAAAAACAUUGGACCCUCUUUAUCAGCAGCAGCUGCAGUUUGAAGAGAACCCAGAGGGAAAGGUCCUUCAGGUCAUUGUGUGGGGAGACUAUGGGCGCAUGGACCACAAAUCCUUUAUGGGGUCAGCACAGAUUCUAUUAGACGAUCUGGACCUGUCCAACAUGGUUAUUGGCUGGUUUAAACUGUUUCCAGCUACCUCACUGGUAGAUCCUGCUUUGGCCCCAUUGACAAAUAAGGAAACAGAAGGCAAGUCAUAGUGUCAGAGGAUUAAAGAAUGCAUCAUCGGACUGGGGAAGCUGGAUAUGUUGUGCCAGGAGGGAUCUGAAAGAAAAGUCCCACAAUCCCCCUUUUCUUUUUGCUUGAUUACGUCAUACCUGUGACUAGAGUUUCACAAUGAUGUCACCAGUUGUGGGAAGAAAGCUCUGCCCUGUCUGCAACACAGGAUGUGACUCUCCCUUUGAGGAGGGGACUAUGCAACACAGAAAGCUGUGAAGAGAGCAGAGGCUGCGUGACCUCCAGCACAGCAGCAUGACCAGAAACGACUCACUCAAAUGUGUCGCCUGGUAUUUGCCAUAUAGACACAGGACAUGAGCCACCAGAUCAUUUGAGUGUGCAUGGAACAGUGACAUGAAUAAGAUGUAAAAAAUAUGAAAAACAAGAAAACAAAGAAGAUUACAGAACAUUGCUUGAAAAUAAAGCUUUCAAACAGCA
Molecule: messenger RNA, 5900 nt
Organism: Betta splendens (Siamese fighting fish)
Lineage: Eukaryota; Metazoa; Chordata; Actinopteri; Anabantiformes; Osphronemidae
Product: regulating synaptic membrane exocytosis protein 2-like
Exons: 42
Coding region: 293-5446 (1717 amino acids)
Biological process (GO): positive regulation of synaptic transmission; intracellular protein transport; calcium ion-regulated exocytosis of neurotransmitter
Cellular component (GO): cytoskeleton of presynaptic active zone; presynaptic membrane
Molecular function (GO): transmembrane transporter binding; small GTPase binding
Source: RefSeq, a predicted model, not a curated record